AAUUAAGUCAUUUAAACCGGUGUCGAAAGUUAAAGUUCAAUUUGCCUCUUGUAAAGGGUUUGAGGCUUAACUGAAACAUUCCGUGCUCUAAUCAAAGGUCGUCAAACAUUGAGAUUCGUAUGUGUUCGCUGUUACGCCUACAUUACGCUGCUGCCACAUCAGCUUGGAACGUAGAAAACCCGCAACAACAAUUUUGAUAGUUACGUCCAAGGUUAUGUCACUUUGCAUAUUUGGGGUUUGGAAUUUAAUUUUUGCUAGUGAAAUUCAAACAACAUGGAAUUAGUUAAUUUAAAAUUUAAUUGUCGAAUUUGCUUGAAAUCUCGAAAACCGUUUAAAGACGUAUACUGCCAUGUUGUUGAGGAAUUUCCAGAUCCUUUAGUACAAAUGGUAUUUGGAUUGUUUAAUGUUCAGCUCCCAACACAUGAAGCGUAUCCUCAAUUCAUGUGCAAGCGGUGUUUAAAUAGAUUGACACAUGUUUUACUAUUUAAACAAGAAGUGGUUCGCAACCAAGAAACACUAUUUGAUUUGUUUAAAACCUCACAUUCCAGCUAUGUUGAACAGAAAUUUGAUAUUCGAGAAUGUAUACCAUCCGAAUAUCCUAGUGCGAGUUCCAGUCAGAAUAAUCGGGAUGAUUUUAAAUUAAAAUUAGAAGAUUUAAGUGAUCGAAUUGUGAUUAAAAACGAAGCUUUGACUCCUCCGAAUUUGCCGACUGCCGAGAAAGUUGAAAAUAGUCAAAUACAUUUGAACAACUUUCUUCUAAGUGAACUAAUAGGACAACGGCAAUUACUAACUGAAUAUAGGUCGACGCAAAUAGAAAAUGAAAAUUUAUUGAGAAGUUCUUACAACGCUGAAAGCAAAAAUGCACGAGCGAGUAAAAUUAAAUGUAAGGAAAUUAUCCGUAAAAUAGUGUCCAAGAUUAGGCGAACGAAUAAUUGCCACAUCAAGAACUAUGUGAAGAACGAAACUGAUUUUGGUGACCCGUCUAAUAACAACGAUUACCUUCAAGCGGCAUUUUUACAAAAUUUUAACUUAAUUACUAUACAGAAAGCUCAAAUGUUACAAAAAUCGAAAGAGCAAUCAAAUAAAACUCGCCUUAAAGGCGCGCCGGUGCAGAAUGGUAAGAACAUAAAAAGCAACUGCAGAAGAAAAAAUCGCGUUGAAAAGUCGUACAUUAAUCUUCGUUCCAAACAAAUAAAAACAAGAAAUAGCUUUAAAAGGUUACCAAUUAACACAUCAGAUCAUCUUACGUCUAAGUCUAGGCAUCUUAAAAAAAUCAGUAAUGAUCCGCAAUCGGAGAAAAGGUUUAACCAACCUAAUGUAUCAAAGAAGAUAAUUGAAAACAGAAGUAUUUUAGCGGUAUUGGAUCCAAAUGAUUUAUUACGUAAAAACAUUUGCAAAACCGAUGCUAUAUCAAAGGAAAUUAUUGGCUGUGAAAUGGAGAGUGACUUAAAAUAUUUGGAUAUGUCUAAGCAACGUAGUGUAAAUACAGAAAUUAGACUAAAACAUAAACGUGAUAGUUGCAGUAAAAAAAAAAGAGAAUUGGUUACUGAAAAAAAUAAAAAAUUGGCUAAACUUUCUAUUGCACAGCGUCUUGGAAGCGCCAACGAAAUCGCUAAACCUGCAGAUUUUCACUCCGAUUUACCAUCGAAAGAGAGUCGUAUUGUAACUCGCGAAGUCUCUACAGUAUUAAGAAAAUUAAGAAGUUCCGGUAGUGUAGAAGAUAUAUCAGAAUUUUCUACUAAAGAGAAACCUAAUGCUAAAAACCUACGGAAUUCCAGUACCAAUAAGAGGAAAUAUAAUGCUUUUGCCACUUCUUUGUCUUCAUGCGGAGCAUGUAGUUUAACGCCUGUUUCUAAGAAUAGCAAUAGGAAAAGCAAAUCAGAUAAGGGAUUGGCAAAAGGUAUAAAUAAAGAGCUUCUAAACAAAAAAUAUAAGCUGGAAAGUAGAAACUUUCUAGUCUCUAAUAGAAGUACAGGAGCUUUGCUGGAAAAUUCAUCAAUCGAAAACAACCAAAUUAAUACGAUUCCUCAAAAGAAAACUGAUGCCAUUUCUGAAAUACAUAUUUCUAAAACUCGAUCUAGAAAAUCCACUUUACUAUUUAUGGGUUUAAUAAAUAAAACUUUCCGUUCUGACGAUUUAGAUUUAAAUCGAGCACCUAGAAAGAUCUGUGGUACGAAAGGAGUAAAGCCAAUUCCGAACGUUGCAGGUGGUUUAAGGCGCAGUUCCCCAAAGAAUAGCAUAUCUGGUAAAAUUUGUCGGAAUUCAAAAAACCAAAUAUUAACACAAUGUUAUACAGAAGGUGCAAAGUGUGAACGUAAGCUUGAAACAUCAAUUUUACAAAAUGUUGAGGACGGUCAUAAUCUUGGAAUUGAAACCAAGUGUGUGAAUAAAAUGGAGAAAGGACUCCCUAUAGAAUACGUAAGCGCUAAAUGUUCUAAUGAACUGAAUCAUUAUCCUUCAAACUGCAUGACUCGGAUUGUAAAUAUAGGUGAUAACAAUGAACUGCAGUUAAGUCUCAUUUCUGCAGAUUCAUCGUCAAGUUAUCCGACUGGACUAUUAUCCCAAACUGUAAGUUAUCUGGGUGCUACAGGCCAAAUAAAACAUGGGAACUGUUAUUUAACAAUUGAUUCUAAAAAUAAUAUAAUUAAACUUGAGCCGGAUGAAAGUUCUGAUUUAGCCAGCUAGCGCCACGCGCUACUUAAACGCUCAUUGUUUAGUUGACUGCAAAAGCCAACCAUCAAAUCGAGAAGACUCGUAGAUCCAAGAAAAUCUGCUGGAAUCAUAGUAGAAUUGAACAUUUAAAUAGGAAAUAUAUUUUUAUAGUGCUCCAUGAAAUAAAAAGCAAAUUUAACUAUUUCAAAUAUUGAAGAUGGUAACAGCCCUGUAAUUAUUGCGUCAACAAUAACAUAAAAAGCAUAAUGUAUGAAACGAGUGUAGCUAAUAAUUGAAAUUGAAUUAUAAAUAAUCCCCUUUUGACGAUAUGUUUUAGCAAUUUCUAGGGCUUCUGGUGUAUCUGCUUCAACUGCAACUAAGUUGAAGUAUUCAUAAAUAAUUCUAUGUAGGUAUUUAGACAAGUAUGCAAAACACAUAAUUUAUCUAAUUCAUAUUAUACGUUUUGAUAUUAAAAACUUGUUUCACAUUAACUGUUUCAAGUGAAAAUAUAAUAUAAAGCUCUAAGAUCGAGGAAACUUUUACCCUUGUAGCUAUGUAGUAAUUUAUCUGUAGCAUUUACAUAACGAAAUAAGGUAUCUAUAAGGAAACAAAGUACAACUUAUUUAUUCUCACUUAAUUUAUUGUAUCUAGUUAAAUAGAGAUUGUUAGAAAAGUAUGUAAUAUAUUGACAUUGUGAAAUAAUAGGCAUGAAUAAGUAAGGAGUUAUCAAUUAGGAAAGUCGACAACCAGGGACCAAAUAGCUUUGUAAUGUAUUUUUGCAAAAUAUUGUGUGGAUAAGUUAUAUAAAAUUAUUUAACAAUUUGGAAUACAGUCAGUUAUAAAAGAAAACCAAACAACCGAAGCAACAUUGUUUAGCCAUUGUUUGAAAUGAUUAAAGUAAUAUAAGUAAACAUCGCAUCAGUGGCUGUUAUUGAUCAUUUUUUAGUAAUACUCAAGUUGAAGAUGAUUACGAAAUAAAUGUUUAUUUUUUAA
Molecule: messenger RNA, 3645 nt
Organism: Dendroctonus ponderosae (mountain pine beetle)
Lineage: Eukaryota; Metazoa; Arthropoda; Insecta; Coleoptera; Curculionidae
Exons: 6
Coding region: 274-2685 (803 amino acids)
Cellular component (GO): nucleus
Molecular function (GO): zinc ion binding
Source: RefSeq, a predicted model, not a curated record